CUUUAUACCAGAGGAGAGUCAUGGCAGAGCAGAACUUGAACACUAAGCAUUUCACCUUGCAGGAAAAGGUGUUCGUGCUUGCGGAUCCAGCUGUGUUUUCUGCUCCACUGGAAGCAGCAGUGAGAGCGCACUUGGAGGUAUGCAGCUUGUUCAGGGACGCACCAACCACGGAGAAACAUCUGAUGAUACGUGUGCUGCGGGCGGGGCUGGGGACGGCGUGUCAAACCUGCAGACUGGCUCAGGCUCUGGAGGCUUUAGGAGACGAAUUGGUGGAGAAAUAUUUUGAGAAAGUAGUGCUCGCUGUGGAGCAGGGUGUAAAGCAGGGCACAGCCUACGCAGCCUGUGCAGCCUAUAGGAACCGACUGCAACACAUACACGGAGACCUCUUGACCGCUGCUAAAGAAGAAAUAUCUGAGACAGAUUGCGGCCCUGUGAGCAGCGCGGCGACGUCCUCUCCAGAGAUCAAAUUCCUCUUGUGGAAAGACGACGAGGAUCUAUGGAAUCUGCUGACAAACUUCACCCUGAGGUCCUGCUCCUACUCCAGCGUUGAUGAGCAAGAGGAAGACAAAAGUGGGAUAGAGAGAUAUCUAAAGGAGAGUGACUGUGAUGACACAGAGCGGCCUCCAGUCACAGAUCCUGCGCCAGCAGUCAUGCGGAGAAAUGCCUUCAAGAACACAAAGACCGAGAUACUGAGUCUCAUGAUGGAGAAGAUCAAAGUGUCUCCAGUUCUUAAGGAAGACCGGCGGUGUCACACAGCACGGGUGGUGGUAAUGGGGGACGACCGUGUGCUGGGAAGGCUUAGCAGGGCUCAUCGCUCUAUACGAAAGAGAGAGUCAAAACAUCUCAAGCUGAGCAGGAAACUGAACCUACAGCUGUACUACAUUCCAGUCACGGAUGUGGAGCCUUCGCCCCGCUCACCUGAUGGGGGUAGAUUGUCUCUCGCCUCUUUAUUGGGGAGAGUGGAUCCAUGGUACAACUGCAACAUCAACAGUCUGGGAGCGACCAUCUCCAAGCUGGCUGGAAAGCAGCGCCAUGACCACAGCCAGCCAUCGGGGGAAAGCCUCUUCCUCCUGGACACCCUGUGCUACUACCUCCGCUGUGGGACGCAGCCCGUUAACCUACCGCUCUAUUCUGUUAAGUUGACCCGCUCCACCUGUGAUGAGACUUCUGCGGUGGAGGAAGUGUUUGUGUCCCAUCUGGAGGCAGACAUCCCAGAGUUCAGACACCUUAAAGAAGGGUUUACAAAGGAACGGUCUGAACAAAGAAAGAAGGCAACAGUGGAAAUGUUUGGGGCAGUCAUCACUGUCAGUUACACAAAGACAUCUUUAAGCAAGCGAGAAGUUGUAAAGGGAGAAGCACCCAUGACCUGUGGCGUGGUGAUUACAUCAGAGCCGGCAGCUGGAACAACAGGUGAAAAUUUCCUCACUGUCAGUUUUGACAGCGUGAACCCAGGACACAACACAAAAAUCCAAACCCAAAACAUCACCAUCGGGACAAUGGAGCAUCGAACGCUCUCUGUGUGUCUGGACAAAGACCCUCGCAGGACGUACACUGAUGUGCAAAGAAUAGAAAUUUGUCCGUGCUUGGACCCGGGCUGCAACAUCCGCUCCAGGUUCAGUGUCAGUAAAGAGCGAGAGCUGACACUGAGCAAGUACCUGGACAAAGUCCUGUCACUGCCAAUCAACACCUUCACUGGUGUGGCCGUCUGAGGGGCGGGAACUGUCUUUCUCAUGUGUGCAGAUAACGCACACUGCUCUACAUGAUAUCAUAUCAGCACUUCAUUGUGUCUUACACGGUGUUCAGUGUCAGAAUAUCUUUGUAUUGUAUUGUAUUGUAUUUAACCUUUGGAAUGCUCUUAUUUUGGUAAAAAUUUAAUAUGGGUUCAAAAUGCCAUUUUCUGUGUAACUUGAUUCCAGCUACUAAAUAAUGUAAAAGUAUGAAUUAACAAUCGGUGGAGAAAGAAGUACCGAGAUACCACAAUUUAAAAAUACAAGUAGAAUCCUGCACAAGUACACACAGUUUACCAGGUGGGUGCACUUAAAGUUACCAAAGUAAAUGUUCUCACUCCACAGAAAGGCCUCUGUUAGGAUGUUAUAUUAUUGGGUCCUCAUGCAAAAGUUAAUUAUCUUGUACGGCAAGAUGGAAAAUAAAACAUGUUUGGGACUUUGGGAGCUUCCCUGUUAAUUUUCAGGACAGGUUACACAUUCUUGUUAGUACGUGCCGUUUACAUGACCUCACGUGAACCCCAGCAGAGCUUUGCACAUCUGCAGCCACUUAACUGUGAGGAACUGUGUUGGUCUUUCAUGUGCAACAAAGCAUCAUUUUUAAUCACAUCAAAGAAACAUAAACUGCAAGAAGUACAUUCAAUUGUACUGUAUUUUAUAACUGUUGAUCUUUAUCUGAUCCGUUAAGUGGUAAAUAAUCACAAACAUUCAUAGUGACUUGAUCCUUAACAGUGAGCAACAGGAAUUCAUUAAUACAUGAAAUCAGAAACACUGCACUUACAUGUUCAGUUUAUUUUAAUGGCAAAUUUACUGAAUUUUCUUCUUUUCUCUUGAGGAGACAAAUGUAAACAUCCGAACCCUGUGACAUGAAUUCAUGAAUUAAACUUAGAUUUGAA
This is a messenger RNA of Seriola aureovittata, 2620 nucleotides long. It is a transcript of the gene pik3r6b, whose product is annotated as phosphoinositide-3-kinase, regulatory subunit 6b. Gene Ontology annotation, molecular function: 1-phosphatidylinositol-3-kinase regulator activity. The transcript has 14 exons. Lineage: Eukaryota; Metazoa; Chordata; Actinopteri; Carangiformes; Carangidae. Gene Ontology annotation, cellular component: phosphatidylinositol 3-kinase complex, class IB. The coding region runs from base 21 to 1709 and encodes 562 amino acids. The record is from RefSeq and is a predicted model, not a curated record. Gene Ontology annotation, biological process: positive regulation of MAP kinase activity; G protein-coupled receptor signaling pathway.